Messenger RNA from Anopheles marshallii, 801 nucleotides. RefSeq names its product neuferricin homolog. Gene Ontology annotation, cellular component: membrane; endomembrane system. Bases 1 to 801 code for a protein of 266 amino acids. NCBI's taxonomy places the organism in Eukaryota, Metazoa, Arthropoda, Insecta, Diptera, Culicidae. The transcript is spliced from 2 exons. The record is from RefSeq and is a predicted model, not a curated record.
AUGGGUAUUAACGUUGGCACCUUUUGGCGACACUCGGUGGUUGUCGCUGUGGGAAUAUUGUUAUUCUAUAUGAUAGUAUUUAAAAGAAAACAAGUACUGGAGAGUGCCUUUUUUACGAGCGAUGCAAACCCGCAGAUGCAACCACAGAACGGUGAACUGGUAUUAACCGAGUCCGAGCUGUCGAAAUUCGACGGUAAAGACAGCGACCUGCUGUAUUUGGUCAUAUUGGGGCACGUGUACGACGUCACGCAAGGUUUCAAACAUUAUGGACCGGGGCAGUCAUAUCACAUGUUUGUUGGGCAUGAUGCAACGCGAUCUUUUGUGACUGGUGAGUUUAAGCAGUACUCCGCAGAGCUAAGCGAUGUUUCUGCGCUGAAAGAAGCGGAACUACAGCAGCUAUUCACGUGGAAGGAAUUCUACGAUAAAACGUAUCGUUACGUGGGUAAACUAAUCGGACGGUACUUUGAUACGUUGGGACAGGACACCGCGUAUUAUCGACACGUAAUGGACCGUGCUGCGAAGGCAAAGAAUAGCAAGGAAAACGAACGCGAAUAUCCUUCCUGCAAUGUAGAAUGGAAGCUCGAAACGGGCACCCGGGUAUGGUGUACGAAUCGUAGCGGAACUGGCCAAGAACGAUCUUGGGUAGGUCGGCCUCGAAAGGUUGUCGCCAAUGGUGACGGUGACGCUCAGAGUGCACAGUUUUGUGCUUGUGUACCGGCGGAUAUUGCAAACGUACAAUACGUACCAUUCCCAGGAUGCGAUACCACGGCAGAAUCUUGUAUUGUGCCUGAUCAAAAGUAG